CGCUGGAAGUUGAAGCAAUUUAAUCACACAAUGGCCGCGGCUUCGACAAACCGACUGAGGAUUCUAUGCUCCUCCUCGAGGGCUAAGGUCUCUCAAUCGGGAUCCCUUUUCUACAUCGGUUCUCGUGGCUACGCAACCACCGACCCCUCUCCGUCGGCCACUGGCGCCGCCGCCGCCGCCGCCGCUACAGCAGCCCCGACAGCUCGCAGACGGACAACAUUCAAGGAUAAGCUGAACGCUGGGCCUUCCUUUUCGGAUUUUGUCUCCGGAGGUAACGACGAUGCGCCCCUGGAUCCGUCCGAAGCGUACGCCCUUAAGACGGCCAUGGUUGGCCCCGCCGGGCGCAAGAAGGAAAUGACCCGUUUACCGUCGUGGUUGAAGACGCCGAUUCCGGACUCGAAGAACUACCAGCGCUUGAAGAAGGAUCUUCGCGGGUUGAAUCUACAUACUGUUUGCGAGGAGGCACGGUGUCCCAAUAUCUCUGAUUGCUGGGGUGGAGACGACAAGUCCGCUGCGACGGCUACUAUCAUGCUCAUGGGUGAUACUUGUACUCGUGGUUGUCGGUUCUGCAGCGUGAAGACAUCCCGAACACCGGCUCCGCUUGACCCGCACGAACCGGAGAACACAGCCGAGGCGAUCUCGAGAUGGGGCCUUGGAUAUGUGGUGUUAACGAGUGUGGACCGUGAUGACCUGGCCGAUGGCGGAGCUCGCCAUUUCGCUGAGACGGUCAUUAAGAUUAAACAAAAGGCGCCGAGUAUGUUGGUCGAGUGUUUGACUGGUGAUUACGCCGGCGAUUUGGAUAUGGUUGCCCUCGUGGCGAAGUCCGGGUUGGAUGUGUACGCGCAUAAUGUCGAGACCGUUGAGGCUCUGACACCGCACGUGCGUGACCGCCGCGCCACCUUCCAGCAGUCCAUCCGUGUUCUCGAUGCUGCGAAAAAGGCCCAGCCGUCGUUGAUCACGAAAACCUCUCUGAUGCUGGGCCUCGGUGAGACUGACGAGCAGCUCUGGGAUGCUUUACGCCAGCUCCGUGCCGUGAACGUCGAUGUUGUUACAUUCGGUCAGUACAUGCGCCCGACCAAGCGGCAUAUGGCUGUCCAUGAAUACGUUACCCCAGACCAAUUUGAGUUGUGGCGCCAGCGUGCGCUGGAAAUGGGCUUCCUGUACUGUGCUUCCGGCCCCCUGGUUCGGAGUAGCUACAAGGCCGGUGAAGCAUUUAUUGAAAAUGUUCUCAAGAAGAGGCGCGCUGGAAAUCCGGGAGCUGUGGGCGAGAAGCCGGUUUCUGUUGACGAAGCAACACGUUGAUCUUCUCCUAAAAUAUUUUGCCCUAUUUUCAACAUGUUUCUCUCUCUUUUGGCGCCGGGUGACAAUUGGCAUUUGUAACCGUACAUUAUUAUUAUUAUUAUUAUUAUUUUCAGGGUGUUUUGUUCACAAGCGAAUUCGGACUUCAUUAUUCUAGACGUUCCCUUUACAACUACCGAAACUCCAGCGUAGAGCAAAAACCAAUAGCAUUUUUAGUUCAACAGAUAGAUUUAUUCAAUGA
This is a messenger RNA of Aspergillus ochraceoroseus IBT 24754, 1540 nucleotides long. Its product is annotated as lipoate synthase. Gene Ontology annotation, molecular function: 4 iron, 4 sulfur cluster binding; lipoate synthase activity. Lineage: Eukaryota; Fungi; Ascomycota; Eurotiomycetes; Eurotiales; Aspergillaceae. Gene Ontology annotation, cellular component: mitochondrion. The transcript has a single exon. The record is from RefSeq and is a predicted model, not a curated record. Gene Ontology annotation, biological process: lipoate biosynthetic process. Bases 31 to 1302 code for a protein of 423 amino acids.